GAUGACGUAUAUCUCCUGCGACACUAGCUCGUGCUUCUUUCGUGAGUCGUACGAAAACAAGUCCCUGGCGCUGGUGAAAUUUGGGGAGCUGAAAUAAGAAGCCUUUGAUUUGAACCAGUCCGCGCCGUGCUGAAAUGACAGUGUGCAGUUUUUUUCUUCAGGGCCGCUGUCGUUACGGCGAAAAGUGUUGGAAUGAGCACCCGAGGGGAGGGAACAGAGGAGGUGGAGGAUACAACAACAGCAACCGCUCUUCUGCUCAGCAACAGCAGAGAGGUGGAGGAUUUGGAAACAAAGUCUGGGUGAAUCCUUCCCAGCAAAAAGGAGGCUAUAUCCAGCCUUCAUCCUUCUCUUCUCAUGGAAGUGAUGACUGGGGCCAAGGAGGAGGAGGUGGAGGGAGAAGAGAUAACAUAAAAUCCUCCGAAUUCAGCUUCUCCGCUCAAAACAGAUUUUCAACGCUUGCUGCUCCCAGCACUUUUGACAAGGGGGGAAGAGGAGGUGGCCAGCAAAUUGCAGCGAGGGAUGAAGAUGAUGAUAAAAAACUGGAGUUCAUUCAGAUGGACAUGGACAUAUGGGAGAGUUCAGGGCAGUGGUGCUUCUCGUGUUAUUCUAACUUCAAGACAUCUUUAUCUGGUUUCACUGAUCUCUCUCCAGAAGAGCUCAGGCUGGAGUAUUACUCUACAAGAGCUUCAGGAGAUCUGCAGGGAUAUAUUAAUGGGAUAAAUCAGUUGCUCAGCCAGUGGAGAGGCAGAGUCCAGGAACUGAAGAUCAUGAGUCCAGCUACCCGCCAAGCUUUGCUUGCAGAGUUAAACAACCCAGCACCUCAGACAUCUUCAGGGGGCUUUGAUUCAAUGACAGCACCUGGAUUUGGAUCUUCUACACCCAGCUUUGGAAGCAAAAGUGGAGGCUUUGGGAGUCCAGCACCAGUUCAGGCCAGCACUUUUAGCUUUGCUGCCCCGAGUGGUGGCUUCGGUUCAUCAGCAGCGCCGUCAUCCUCAACAGGUUUUGGCAGUGCCUUGGCAGCUCCUACACAACCUCCCUCUGGGUUUGGUUCCUCCUCUGCAGCCUCCUCUGCUCUUUCAGCUGCUUCUUUCUCCUUCAGUGGUCCAACCUCCAAUAGUUCAUCAGCCACUUCAGGAUUUGGCUCUGCCUCUGGGUUCAGUUUCUCCUCGACAGCGAACGCUGGAAGUACAUUCGGGAGCGGUUUCGGGGUGGAGGCAGGAAGCAGCAGUGUUUUUGGACAGACGAGUGGGGGGUUUGGGGCAAGCGCUGCUCCGCCUGCAGCAGGAGCUGUGUCUGCCGGUGGGGAAACGGAUGGUUUGUUUUCACCUAAGGACAAACUGACUCCAGAGGAACUGAAUCAGUUCAAGGCUAAGAGGUUCACUCUAGGCCAGAUCCCUUUAAAGCCUCCUCCAGCUGACAUACUGGUGGUAUGAUGCUGUGGGAAACAUUAGCAAGAUUUUUUCUGCAAAGAAAAUGAAACAAAGUUAAGAUUGUCUCUCCUCCUGUUAAAAUUAAUAUACUUAUGUUUAAGGUUUGGCUAACGUUCCAAUACUUCAGAUUAAUUUUGUCUGGGAAAACUUGCUUUGAUUCCAUUUAAGAUUUUUUCUGUAUGUGCAAAGCAUGCCUUAUGUGAAGCUGUAAAAUACACAAUUAUUAUUAUAUUUUUAGAAUGGGUCUUUUGUCACAUAAGGUGCUAUUUUUGAGAUUAUUGUAUGUCUCUUGAGUUUGGAUUCUAUUGAAUUGGUUCGCUAAAGUUUAUAUUUCGCCACUUGUUGAGGUGAACUGCUAGAGUAAUGAAAAAGGUUUCGGAAGGUUUAAUUUACAUGCUUAUCUGAUCAAACAUAAAUGAUGUUUUAAAAAAAAAAAAAAAUCAAUAAACAUCUACACAAAACUCCCCAAUUCA
Scatophagus argus is the source of this 1903-nucleotide messenger RNA. It is a transcript of the gene nup42, whose product is annotated as nucleoporin 42. Gene Ontology annotation, cellular component: nuclear envelope. Bases 135 to 1433 code for a protein of 432 amino acids. Gene Ontology annotation, molecular function: nuclear export signal receptor activity; metal ion binding. The record is from RefSeq and is a predicted model, not a curated record. NCBI's taxonomy places the organism in Eukaryota, Metazoa, Chordata, Actinopteri, Scatophagidae. The transcript has 7 exons.